This is a messenger RNA of Xyrauchen texanus (razorback sucker), 3353 nucleotides long. Its product is annotated as dual specificity tyrosine-phosphorylation-regulated kinase 4-like. Bases 135 to 2033 code for a protein of 632 amino acids. The record is from RefSeq and is a predicted model, not a curated record. Gene Ontology annotation, biological process: peptidyl-threonine phosphorylation; peptidyl-serine phosphorylation. Gene Ontology annotation, molecular function: protein serine/threonine/tyrosine kinase activity; protein serine/threonine kinase activity; ATP binding. Gene Ontology annotation, cellular component: nucleus. The transcript is spliced from 14 exons. NCBI's taxonomy places the organism in Eukaryota, Metazoa, Chordata, Actinopteri, Cypriniformes, Catostomidae.
UCAUUUCGCGAAGUUCUCGCUCUCAUUUGCUGUUGCCAUUCGCUGAUAUUUCCCACAGCUGACAAGUCAAGGAUUUUUAGGGUUGCACGUGCAAGUUUCCUGCUGGAUUUAAUAGCGAACGAUAUUUCUUUCUUAUGCCUUAUGAUUUGGAUGUGCUGACUAUCAACGUGUCAAAAAGCGACAUGUUUCCUGAAAUUAAUAAGUCAGCCAGGCCUGAGGCUUUCCCUCACCCUCACAGGUCUCAGGCAGAGAACACAAAAAUAGGACCCAACUGCACCUACGCACAGAAGUGCGGGACAGGAGUUGGCACCUUGCCCCAGCUAGAAGCUCCGGUCAAGCAAGUUUUGGUGACCAAUGGCAAACUUCUGCACUCAAAUGGAACCUUGCCCAGUAUUGUCAAACAGUUGGUGCAGAGCACUCAAGGGAACCAGGACGAGAGGCCAAGGCCACAGUUUCCCAAUCGUUUCGGUUCCUCGGUGGAAAACCUAUCAGAAUCCCUAACCAGGAGCAUCAUCAAUAAGUUUGAGAAGAUCAGGACAUAUGAGGGACAGAGGCUGCCGAUGUCUCCAACAACGGCACUGAAACACUUUCAGAACCAGCUGACAGAAUAUGAGAGGGUAGAGAUAAUGGACUACUCUGAGAUCUGGUACCUGGGUUUGGACACUAAGAAGUUUGAGGGCUCCCAGGGGUCACCGCAGAAUUCUGGCUAUGACGAUGAACAUGGCAGCUACAUCAAGGUCCUGCAUGACCAUAUAGGCUAUCGUUACGAAGUCCUGGAGGUGAUUGGGAAAGGAUCGUUUGGCCAAGUCUUGAAAUGUUUGGAUCACAAGACAAAUGAGAUGGUGGCCAUCAAGAUCAUUCGAAACAAGAAGAGGUUCCACCAUCAGGCCCUUGUGGAGCUAAAGAUCCUGGAUGCUGUGCGAAGAAGAGACAGAGAUAACUGCCACAACGUCAUUCACAUGAAGGAGUACUUCUACUUCCGCAACCACCUGUGCAUCUCAUUUGAACUACUGGGGGUGAACUUGUAUGAGCUUAUUAAAAAGAACAACUUCCAGGGCUUCAGUCUGGGGCUGAUCAGGCGUUUUGCCCAUUCACUGCUCAAGUGCCUGCAGAUGCUGCACAAAGAGAAGAUCAUCCACUGUGACCUCAAACCGGAAAACAUACUUCUGUCCCAGAGAGGACAGGGGAACAUCAAGGUGGUGGACUUUGGAUCAAGCUGCUAUGAGCAGCAGAGAGUAUACACCUACAUUCAGAGCCGCUUCUACCGUUCACCAGAGGUUAUUCUGGGUCACCCAUACAGCAUGGCAAUAGACAUGUGGAGCCUGGGCUGCAUUUUGGCCGAGCUGUACACUGGCUAUCCCCUCUUCCCAGGUGAGAGUGAGGUCGAGCAGAUCGCCUGUAUCAUGGAGAUAAUGGGACUCCCUCCAAAUGACUUUGUUCAAACAGCAUCAAGAAGGAGGUUAUUUUUUGAUUCGAAAGGAAACCCGAGGAAUAUCACAAACAGCAAAGGGAAAAAACGCAGACCAAACUCAAAAGAUCUUGCCAGUGUAUUGAAGACCAAUGAUCCUCUUUUCCUAGACUUCAUCCGACGUUGCCUUGUGUGGGAUCCCACAAAGCGCAUGACACCAGAUGAAGGCAUGCAGCAUGAGUGGAUACAUGAGGGCCGUUUGAACAAGCUUCAUCCUAAACCUCGGCCUCUGCGGAAAGACAAUGAGAACAAUUGUGACUUCACGUACCGAAAAGCAACUGCAAACAGGACAGCCAACAAGUCCGGAUCUGACGAAAAACUUAAGAGGGUCAGUGACAGUUCGAGCAAAGGAAGCAAGGCAGCAACAGAAGACCGUCUGCGUCCAAUAGGAGCCUCGGCUGUGGAGGAGAACGGCGAUGAAGGCAAAAAUGUGUGCCAGGAAAGCAAAGACAGCAAGUCAGACUCCAGUGGAGAGCGAUCCGUUCAGAUCAUCAUCAAACCUCAAACAGAAUCAAGCACUGAUUCAGAAGGACAAGAGCCGCAGUUUCUCCCCCCUAUUGUAUAAAACCCCAAAAUAAAGAAUGAGUUAUGUCUUCAUUGUGAUUUAUACAUCAGCCACUUGGUCUGGAUUUACCUAUUGUGCAGCUUAGACAGAGUUUGACUUUUGUUGUAUUGCAAGGUUAAAACGUUUUUUUUUUUUGUUGUUGUUGUUGUUAUUUGUUUUAGCUGUUUUUAACUUGCAAGUGGUCUGUAACUCAACUGAAAGCAUUAGCCUUUGUCUCAACAAUUCAAAAGAACUCUUAAGGCUUUGUUCAGAUAGGCAGCAAAAUUUGAUUUUUUAUUUAUUUUUAGGCGUUCAGUGUGAACAAAGCCUAAUUACAGUGAAAUAUUUUACAUUUAGUAAACAUUUUGGUGCUUGUUAUGGAUUUUUAAAGGAUUAUUAAUAUGAGAUUGUUUUGUAAUGCUGUCAUAUUUUCGCAGAGCGUAACGCUGUGUGCAUGUUUAUAGGGUCUAGUGUGCUUUAUCUCUUUUCAAUUUAUUUAAGCUUUUAGCAAUGACUUUAAUAGAUCUCGAGCUAACCUAGAGUACCAAAGCUGCUUUAUUGUGAAAUAUUACUGCAUGGAUUAAACAGUAUUUGUAUGUUUUGGUGCCGUUUGCCAGAUUUUUAAAAUAGUUACAUGAGAUAGUAGCUCCCUCUCAGUGCAGUUGUGAAUGAGCCAAAGAGAUUUAUCAUAAUCAUUGUUGUUCUUAAUAUUGCUACAACUCUAGAGAAACAAAUGUGGUCCUCUGACUAUAUCUGACCGAAAGCACCCUAGAUUAUCAAAAUGUGCGCAAUACUGGCAUGGCUGAUGAGGACGACAAUAAUCAUGUUGGCAGAAUUGUUGAUGAUUAUAAUUAUGAUGUGAUGUUGAACAAGUGGACAAUGUGAGUGUCAAGAAUGGGUUUAUUUUAUAGUUGUUGUUUGAAGGUGACUGAAAUUAUGCAGAGUUCUGUAAACUAGUGCUUCACUGUAUGUUUUAUACAGAUUUGAUAUACAACAGUUUAUGGAUUUGAAUAGUUAUUCUCCUGUACUGUAUAUAGAAUUCUUAAAGUAAAUACAAUGCACCCUAUGUGGAUGCCACCAAGUCAUGUAAACAUUAGACAAGGUUUUACUUGUUUUUAUAUUGUUUAUCUGUUAUCAUUUAAAAAUAGAGCUUUUUACUUACGUACACUAUCUAUCUCCCUUGGGUUUUCUUGAUCAUUUUGUUUAUGGAAUUUUCGAUGAAAGUCUUGGGUCAAGGGUGUUAGUGCUAGUACCUUUCAGUAUUAGAAUGAAAUAAAAUCAUUUGUCUCCUGAAUAAUGUAUGUAAUAUACUGUCAUAAAUAUGUAAUACUACAUUGAAUG